Messenger RNA from Paraphaeosphaeria sporulosa, 2105 nucleotides. RefSeq lists its product as uncharacterized. Gene Ontology annotation, biological process: regulation of DNA-templated transcription; DNA-templated transcription. Bases 98 to 1975 code for a protein of 625 amino acids. Gene Ontology annotation, cellular component: nucleus. Lineage: Eukaryota; Fungi; Ascomycota; Dothideomycetes; Pleosporales; Didymosphaeriaceae. Gene Ontology annotation, molecular function: DNA binding; DNA-binding transcription factor activity, RNA polymerase II-specific; zinc ion binding. The record is from RefSeq and is a predicted model, not a curated record. The transcript has 5 exons.
CUCUCUUAUUCCCGAUCGUGCAACACCCGCCGCUCGUUUCGCCAUGCCAUGAUGCACAAGCCCUGACAGCAAACGAGACGCCGCACGACGGUGCACCAUGGAUCCAGAGGCGCGGCCCAAGCCCGAGCCGCGCGACGAUGCGUCGUCGCCGGCGCCGCCCAGGAAGAAGCAGAAGCGCAACAAGCCGACGCUGAGCUGCGAGGAAUGCGUCGAGCGCAAGACCAAGUGCGACCGUGGGAGGCCUGUUUGUCUUGCGUGCAUGAAGCGCCAGUCACCCUGCAAGUAUUCCGAAGUCGCAAAUCUCAUCGCGACUACAGACGGCUCUGCGCGCCAUGCUGGGCGCGCGAAGAGGGCAAUGAGCAAUAAACCAGUCCCGGCCCUUGGCAUCGAUACGCAAGCGCUGCCCAUCCAGUUUCCUGCCCACACCCAUACCCCUGGGUCCCACACUGUUCCUCCCACGCCCGCGCCAAGAUCCCAGUACCGCAGUGUCUCGCUAUCGUCCACGGGCUCCUCGCCCUUCCUGCUCUCCAACAUCCCCUUCUCUAACCACACGGCCUCUCCCUUCUUUGGGCUCGGCUCUGACCAUCCCUUCGCCAACUACUGGACCAGCCGGGGAGGACUAGCUGAAGUGAUUGGUGUCUUGCCAGCCAAAGACCAGGCCGACAUCCUGGUCGCAAAGUACUUCGAUGCCGUCGACCCUGUCUAUCCGAUGGUCCACCGUCGGAACUUCUAUGCCGACUAUGACCGCUUCUGGUCGCUGCCUCACGCUGAGAAGCAGACUGCUGACCCUGUGCUUCUCGCUCUCCACUUCGUCGUAUAUGCCAUGGCGACCCAAUUCAUAGGCCCACCCACGGAUCACAAGCGCUCCGAGAUCGCCGAGUUUUAUGUGUCUGCCUCCCAACAAGCACUGCGGCUGUCUUCGUAUCUGAGUCGGACCUCUGUCCGAACGCUCCAAGCAAUGGUUCUGAUAUGCUAUUUCCUGAUGAACGACAACCAUGCUUCAGAUGCGUGGGCCUUUGGCGGUGUCCUCAUACGACAGUCCUAUGCCAUGGGCCUCCACCGCGACCCGGAUAUUAUCGCCCCGAGAUGCUCACUGAGCGAUAAGCAGCAGCGGAGAAAACUGUGGCAAGCUGUAUUCUUCCAAGAUACAUUUCUAACGGUCUUGCUCAAGCUUCCUCCCACGGCCACUUUCUCCGAUGUGCGUGUUGAGUCGCUCACGGAUGAGCUAGGUGACUACUUGCCGACUAUCAACGGAUCAGCUACGAAUGGCACAUCCGUGAACCCCAUGAGUAUCAGUAACAUCGCCCAAGUAACCGAUAUCUUCCCCACCUACGAGCUGCAGGACCGACAGUACAUCCGCUCCAUGUGGCACAUGGCGAACCUCGUCCAACGCACCGUGUGCAAUCCUCGCUCCCUCGGAAGUCCCAUCAUUAGGUCUCCUCAAGAGAAGAUAGACCUCGUCAACGAAUACCAUCAACUUCUGAACUCGUUCCCUCCUCUUCUAACGACCUCUGAAGAUAGCGCGAUUCAAGACUUAGCGAGCAACUUACGUCUCUUGCGGCAAAAUUUGUUCCUCAGAAGUAAUUACUGGCAUUGCGUCAUGGUAAUUCAAGCCGACGAGUACGAAGCUGGUGGCGUAUCGUGUGACAUCCGCGGCGCGCUGGAAUCUGCACGAAAGGCACUGCUCGCGUUUUUCCACUUUUGGGAGUACCUUCGCAUCGAUGCGGGUGUGUGGUGGGUGUUCCAACAUCGUGCGUUUGAAGAAGCUCUACUCAUGGCACGCAUGCUCAGUGCGCAAGAGAAGGCCCUUUCAGUCGAAGACACGGGCAUAAGCCCCGCCAGUGACCCCCUGCUCAGUGCGGCCCGAGACGACUCCAAGCAUUGCCUGGCCAUCCUAGAUAUGGUCAGCGACCCAGAAGUGCAGAAGACCAGAACGGACGUGUUGCGAACAGCGUUGGCGGAUAUUAAUUGGUGAUAUGAGAAGGGCUUGUGUACGCGAGUUUUAGCUCGUUUUCCAUGUACAGUUCAGCGCGGAGUUGGUGGAUUGGUGUCGGGGUAUAUGCGAAGAGGACAUGUACGUUAUAGUGGGUGCUAAUGUUAUCGAU